GCACCCCGUUCCGACGCUUUCUAUUGGUUCCUGUGAUUGUUCUGUACCUGAAUCUAAUUUCAAUGCUUGGCUCUGAGUGGUCCGCCCCCCCUGCUCACCCCUUCUUGCUUUCGUUCCUGGUCCUCCGCGGGUUUCCUAUCCUCUGCUGCUGCAAUUGCCUUUGCCUUGGAAGCUCUUCUCAUCUUAUUAUUCGUGACACUUCGCCCUUUAACACCGCACACCUCACUCUCACUCCUUCAGACCUCAUCCACCCUCGUUUUCCCCUCCAAGCAUUCCCUCCCAACUGAGAGUUAGUUGUUGUCGUUAUCACACACGAAAAUAAACAGCUCUCUACCACAUUCAUUUGGAACCGCCACUUUUAUCUCAGCGCCAGAACAGAACAGAACAGAACUUCUCUCUUCCUCAGAAUCAAUUAACGUCCAACUAUCUAUCCUUUUCCAUCCCUCCCUUUCAUCCCCUAGCCAGACAGACCUUUCAUUUAGAGUGAAUCGUUCGAAUCAAGUCGGAGAGACCCAUAGUCAAGCCAAUCUCACUCGUUAUCCCGUCCAAUUCAGUCGAUAUAUUAAGAGCCUUUGAAGUUCCGAUCCAAGAAACCUUUCGUCUAUCCAUAUCGCAAGAGUUCACUUCUUCACAAUGAAGUUCACCCCAGUUUCUGUUGCGCUUCUCAGCGUGGCCGGCGUUGCGAUUGCGCAACCCCACAACCAUCAACACCGUCAUCCAGUUCGAGCAAACAAGGUCGCACGCGACAAUGCUGUUGUCUCUGUGACAGAGGUUAUGCCAGGUCCAGUCGAGACAGUCUACAUGCUUAACGGAAAGGAUAUCUCUUUGGCCGAAGUACAAGAUGGUUUGAAAUCUGGAAAAUACGUUUUGGUGGGAGACGCUGUCGAAGACGCCCCUUCUGCUACUAACUGGUACACUGCACCCGUAUCUGUUGCACCCACAACAUCUGCCGCUACAACCUCUUCCGCAGCUACCUCCACCAGUUCGAUCGUCAAGGCUGCUGCAGAGUUCAUUGAGGUCUCCUCGUCUUCCACCAAAGCUGCGUACACUUGGAAAUCAAGCGCUGCAUCAAGCGCUGCAUCAUCCACUUCAGAAUCAAGCUCGGUCGCCUCUGUCUCCUCUACCAGUUCUGCUGCUGCUUCUUCCUCCUCCGCCAGCAGCUCCACUUCCGCCGCAGCCAGCAGCUCUACUUCCUCCAGCAGCGCCGGCAAUUGGGCCGACUUCCCAAGUGGCACAAUCCCUUGUUCCACUUUCCCAUCUGAGUAUGGCCCAAUCGCUGUCGAUUACCUUGGUUUAGAUGGCUGGAUCGGUAUCCAAAGCACCCCUGGCUACACCACUUCUGCUUCCUCGAUCGUUACCAUUAACACACUAACCAGCGGUGGAUGUGUGAAAGGCGCUUUCUGCUCGUAUGCAUGCCCAGCGGGAUACCAGAAAUCUCAAUGGCCUAGCGCACAAGGAAGCACUGGUGAAUCCAUCGGCGGUCUUUACUGUAACUCCAAGGGAAUGCUCGAGUUGUCCCGAACUACCACCAAGCAACUUUGCACUGCUGGAUCUGGAUCCGUCAAGGUUGAAAACAAGCUCAGCAGCAUUGUUUCUGUUUGCCGUACUGAUUACCCUGGUCUCGAGGCUGAAACGGUUCCAUUGUCAACCUCCCCUGGCCAAACCUAUGACUUGACUUGCCCAGAUGCCAGUAACUACUACUCAUGGGAAGGACUUCCAACUUCCGCACAAUACUACAUCAACCCACAAGGAGCUUCUACCUCUGAAGCUUGCGUAUGGGGUGAAGCAGGUAAAAACCUUGGUAACUGGGCUCCUGUCAAUGCUGGUGUCGGCAAAGAUGCCUCUGGUAACACUUGGUUGUCAAUCAUCCCUAACACCCCAACCAACACAUAUGGUACCUUGGACUUCACCAUCACUAUCGAAGGUGAUGUCUCCGGAAAAUGCUCGUACUCAUCUGGAACAUACUACAACAAUGGUGUUGAGUCCUCAACAGGUUGCACCGUCUCUGUUCUCGCAGGCGGAACCGCUACAUACGUCUUCUCAUCAUAGGCGCUUGAGUCUCGAUUUUCCCUUUUACAAAAUUUCCGGUGCACAUAUUGUUGUUUUCUUUCCGCGCGCAUAUCCACAAUUGCGGCUUAUGAUCGUUGUAGUCACUUUUUUUUUUUUCCUUUACACGCCCUCAAGUUAUUCUAAGUCUCGGAUGUUCGAACUCACGCUCGACUUGCAACGUUCAAACAAAUUUGUCAAUAAGAUACCCCCUCCAUCCGAUCUCUGAAUGUACUUCGUGUGGUAACUUUUCCUUUGUAAUAAAUGUCGCUAAUGUUUUUACAUUAUUGAAGUGGAAGAUAUCUGGACGUUGGAAUACUACGUUCCAGAUGGUUGUUGUAAGCAUGAAUGGAUUUCUUGAGGGGGUUGGGGCUGUUGGUAGAAAAAAAGGUUGUGUUCUCGGCAGAUGAAUGUUCAUAUGGCGAACGGGAAAGCUCUCUUUCCUUGAAGCGAUCACCUUGGUUAACUCUUCUAUGUAUUCGUUACUCAUUUUGAAGGAGACGUGCUCCUGGUACAGAGUGCCCCUCUAUCCCUACGGCCUUUUUAUCAAUUUGCCGCAGGCACUCUUGCAUAUGUUUUCACACUGGCUACAAAUGUUUGGAAGGAGCGCGCACACGAAACAAAAAUUACCACCAUGUCUCUUUUCUGAGGAGAUUUGGUAGAGAGCUAUAACACCUGUUGUAUGUGGAUGUGAAUGGAAAAUUUGACGGCAGAGGCUGCAGAAUAUGGUGCAUGUAUCAAUGUAAAGUAGUCUAGUCGGCACAACACAGACAGGGAAAGGGAGAUCAGUUACACUCUACUUAUUCUACCUUUUCAAGAAGAUGUUGAGAAAUUUUUGAGAACAGAAAAUUCCAAAAAAACAAAAACAAAAAAACAAGUAAAUGGAGCAUUCAGAUGAAGUGUGUGGCCUUUUUCGUGUAUACAGAUUAAAAUCUCUUUUCGUAUCUUAUAAUUUCUUCAUUUUUCUUUCCUGACGAUGUUCACAUACAACUAACUGUCUUUCUGAAUCUGUGAAUAUGAAUA
This is a messenger RNA of Botrytis cinerea B05.10, 3069 nucleotides long. RefSeq lists its product as hypothetical. Bases 634 to 2049 code for a protein of 471 amino acids. Gene Ontology annotation, cellular component: fungal-type cell wall; cell surface. The transcript is spliced from 3 exons. Gene Ontology annotation, biological process: fungal-type cell wall organization. NCBI's taxonomy places the organism in Eukaryota, Fungi, Ascomycota, Leotiomycetes, Helotiales, Sclerotiniaceae. The record is from RefSeq and is a predicted model, not a curated record.